AUGGAGAAGACGGCGUCUAAAUCCUCGAUUCCGAUCGAUCCUGUGCAGACGCACGCAACGACCGGACCUGGUACCAUCGAAGAGGUCGAAGUUUCCAAGGCGAGCUUGAACAUGAAGUCUGACGAAGCUUUGGACUUCCUCGGCUGUCAACCCGGUGACUUCGUCUAUAGCGCCAAAGAAGCCAAACACGUGAGAUGGAAGUUGGACCUGGUUCUUUUGCCCAUGAUGGUCGGAACAUACGUUUUGAACUUUAUGGACAAAGUCGCUCUUUCUGAAGCGUCCAUAUUCGGUAUCAAAAAAGAUUUGAUUGUGUAUCUUGUCGUCGGCCCUAUCACAAUACUCUGGGGGAUUCUCAUAUUCUUCGGAGUGCCUGCUUCGCCUAUGACGGCGUGGUUCUUCAGUGAACGAGAGAAGAAGGUUGCGACCGCCAGGGUGAUCGAGUCACGCACCAGCGUCCGGAACACAGAAUACAAGCUGCAUCAAGUAAAGGAGUGCCUCAUAGACCCACAGACCUGGAUUUUGGCUGUCCAUGCAUUCUUGCAAUGCAUCGAAGGCGGUGGCUUGACAUCGUUCCAGAAGAUCGUCUUGACCGAAACACUUGGCUUCUCUAGCCGUCGAGCCACUUUGAUGAGCAUGCCUGCUGGCACCAUCCAUUUCCUAUCUGUCGUGCUUGCAGGAUGGUUCUGCAGUCGAUUCCGCAAUACGAGAUGCUAUAUGAUGAUAUUUACAAAUGUUAUUGUUGUCAUCGGUGCUGUGCUCGUAGAUAUUAUCUACGUCAACACUGUACCUUUUGGUCUGGGCAUGAGUAUGCUGAGUUCAAAUGUGGGCGGAUUCACGAAGAAGGCUACAGCAACUGUCAUGAUGUUCGUGGGAUACUGUACGGGGCAGUUUGUCGGGCCGCAGGUCUUCAUUGAUAAAGAGGCGCCCAAUUAUCCGACUGCUUUCAGGGUAUUUUACAGCGCCGUGUCCAUGAUGAUUGUCUUGGAAAUUGUUCUUCUGAGCUACCUCAAGCUUCAGAAUCAUCGCCGCGAUAAGAAGGCAGCUCAGUCUCCCACAGCAGCAGCACAUGACCUACAUGACCUACAUGACUCGGACUUGACAGAUUGGGAGCAGUUGGAGUUCCGCUAUGUCUACUGA
Molecule: messenger RNA, 1137 nt
Organism: Phaeoacremonium minimum UCRPA7
Lineage: Eukaryota; Fungi; Ascomycota; Sordariomycetes; Togniniales; Togniniaceae
Product: putative allantoate permease protein
Exons: 9
Coding region: 1-1137 (378 amino acids)
Cellular component (GO): membrane
Molecular function (GO): transmembrane transporter activity
Source: RefSeq, a predicted model, not a curated record